Molecule: messenger RNA, 2799 nt
Organism: Parnassius mnemosyne (clouded apollo)
Lineage: Eukaryota; Metazoa; Arthropoda; Insecta; Lepidoptera; Papilionidae
Source: the annotation of a GenBank genome assembly
AUGGCUGAUUUAAUACGCGCUAUGGGGGCUCCCAUCGGACCCCCUGUAAAGGAUAAGUUAGGAUCUCCUUCUACUGAGUCAGAAGACGGUGGUGCCGAUCCAGCAGAGCUGGCUGCGGACUUAGAGCUAGAUGAAGCAGAUGGACCCAGCACUAAUGGUGAACGUCAAGCUGUGUUGGCACCCCCAGAAUCAGAAUGGUACCAUGGUCGUUUGGACAGAUAUACUUCAGAAGAAAGGUUAUGGGCUGCUGGCAAACAAGGCAGUUACUUAGUGCGUGAGAGUGACAGGAAACCAGGGUCGUAUGUUUUGAGUUACUUAGGACGCACUGGAAUCAAUCAUUUCAGAAUAACAGCGGUGUGUGGUGACUACUACAUUGGUGGCCGCCAAUUCGAUUCGUUGACUGAGUUGGUGGGCUUCUACAGUCACUGUUCCGAUUUGUUGAAACGUGAACGAUUGGUAGAGCCUGUUCCUCCCCCUGAACCUGUAAACGAUAAAAAGCGAGUGGUAGCAAUAUUACCAUACACGAAGAUGCCGGACACCGAUGAAUUGACGUUUCAAAAAGGCGACAUAUUUUUUGUGCACAACGAUAUGGGCGAUGGCUGGCUGUGGGUUACAGCGCAUCGAACGGGGGAGCAAGGUAUGAUCUUCAGGGAGUUGGUUGAGGACUUGGAUCCCUCUAUCGACCCUAACACAGUCUUCUCGUGGUUCCAUCCAAACUGCACGAAAAGCGAGGCGGUAGAUAUGCUAGUGAAAGCGGGUCCGGGAAGCUUUCUAGUGCGACCCUCUGACAAUUCACCCGGAGAUUACUCUUUGUUCUUCCACAUCAACAAUCAAAUACAGAGGUUCAGGAUAGAGAAGAAGGGGGUGAGAUAUCUAAUGGGGGGAAGAGUGUUCGAAUGCUUGGACGCAGUGAUUAAUCGAUAUAGAAAGGAGCAAAUUGUUGAAGGACAUACAUUAGGACAGCCGUUAAUAGCAGAAGGCCAUCAAAUAGAACCGCAGCAGAACACAACUGGAGCGGCGGCUGAGAAAAUAUACGCUACUUUGAGGGAGUGCAGAGACCAAAUAGGCCUAAAGAAAAUGAAAGGAAUAAAGCAUCAAGGAUAUCUGAACAAAAAAUCUGACAAAGCAACCAAGAAAUGGAAGGCUUUAUACUUUGUUUUGCUCCAAGAAGGCACCGAUACACAUUUGUAUUUCUACGAUUCCCCAAAGAGAACGAAACCGAAAGGGUUGAUCGAUCUUUCUUGUGCUUAUUUGUACCAGGUGCAUGAAUCCCUAUGGGAGCGAGAAUUUUGUUUCCAACUAGUGGAGAGAGCGUUGCCAUGUCUGUCGACGCACACUUUUCUAGCGGCGAGCUCCGCAGCCGACGAGCGCGCCUGGCUAGAAGCGUUGCGUCCCCUCUGUGUACCGCAACAGGCUCGGCACCAGUGUAAGGUGGCGCGCGUGGUGUGGCUGCGAGCGCUGCGCGUACGCUGCGUGACGGCGCACCGGCUGCCGCCGCGCCUGGCGCCGCGCCCGCACCUGCGCCUCGCGCUCGGCGCCGCGCCCGUCGCCCGCACGCGCGCCAAGCCCUCGCCCGACCCGCACUGGGACGACGAGUUCGUCUUCGAUGAUGUACCCCCAGAUGUCACUUCAUUUACUAUCACAGUACAUAAUACGGGUAAAAGAGGCAAAGAAUCAGAGGUAGCAGAAUUAACAAUUGAGUUAUCCACUCUUGCAAACGGAGAAGAAGUCGAAGAAUGGUAUCCUCUAGCUGGCAUGACACCUAUUGGCGAAUGGGGUUCUUUAAGAUUGCGCAUAAGAUACAUGCAAGAGUUAGUUAUGCCUCGCGAGGAGUACAACCCUCUCCGUCAGCUGUUACUCGAGCCGGGAAUUCCAGCAGUGAAAGCAUUAGCCGAACUUUGCCGUACCGACAGGCAACCUUUGGCGACUUCGGUGCUGCACACGUUCGCGGAGUGCGGGCGCGGCGCGGAGCUGGCGCGCGAGCUGGCGGGCGCGGAGGUGGCGCGCGAGCCCGACCACCGCGCGCUGUUCCGCGCCGCCUCGCUCGCCACCGCCGUCAUCGACCAGUUCAUGCACGCGCUCUGCAAGCCCUUCCUGCAGGCAGCAAUAGCAGAAACGGUGCAGAAGUUAAUUGACUCAAAGCAAUCGGCCGAAUUAAAUCCAACAAAGAUGGAUUCUCCUGAAGACGCCUGUAAUAAUGCGGAAUUUUUACUAAUGAUUCUCGAUCAAAUAACGCACUCGAUCUUCCUGACGCCGGAGGCGUGUCCGCGGGCGGUGCGCUACGUGUGCGGCUGCCUGCAGCGCGCCGCCGUCGCCAAGUGGCCCGCCGAGCGCUUCGUGCGCACCAGAGUCGUAUCAGGGUUCAUAUUCCUGCGGCUGAUCUGCCCGGCACUGGUGGAGCCGCGUGCGUGGGGACUGGUGGGCUGCACGCCGCCGCCGCACUCGCAGCGCUCGCUCGUCAUGGUCGCCAAGUGCCUGCAGAACCUCGCCAAUCUCGUCGAGUUUGGCGCUAAGGAACCUUACAUGGAAGUUGUUAAUCCAUUCAUCCUCAAGAACAAAGAGCGUAUGAUUGCGUUUUUGGAUCAGCUCAGUUCUGUUCCGGAUCCAGGGAAUGUACCGCCCAGCUCUAAUAACAAUUUCGAUAUUGCAAAAGAGUUGGCAACCCUUCAUCACAUUUGCGUGUCGCAUCUAAGCGAGUUGCAAACGUUGGCGAAGACACAGCCCGCUAUCAAGAAACUGGUGACCGUUACGGAAAUGCUCACCAAGCACAAGCACAAAUACCUAGAGAUGAUUAGAUAG